UUUGCUCACACCAAUCUCUCAUUCACGAGAAAACAGAGUUUACCCUAACAGGACAACAAGAAACAGAGUAAAAAACAGAACAGAGGUGAUCUGAAAACACAACACAUACCCAAUGGCAAGAAAAUCAAGCAUAGCAUCUCUAGCAGCAAUUCUGAUUGCUGCUUUGAUUCAGAGCUCCGUGGCUCAGACAACACAUGUCGUUGGUAAUAACUCAGGCUGGACCAUUCCUAAUGGCGGUGCUGCAUUUUACUCUACCUGGGCUGCUGGCCAAGUCUUUUCUGUUAAUGACAUUCUUGUGUUUAACUUUGCGGCCAACCAACAUGAUGUUUCUAAGGUAACCAAAGCGGAUUAUGAUGCUUGCACCACUGCAAAUCCUAUUUUGGUGGAAACUACAAGCCCUGCUAGAAUCACCAUUAAUGAGACUGGAGUGCAUUAUUUCAUCUGUAAUUUUACCGGCCACUGCUCUGCUGGUCAAAAGUUGAUGAUCAAUGUUAGUGCUGCUUCUUCUGCUCCAGCUCCUCAACCUUCUUCUUCUUCUCCAACUCCCGUCUCUGCCCCAUCACCUUCCCCUGUUUCUACAUCACCACCUUCACCGGCACCAUCGGCGACUGGAGUUAAUUACACAGUUGGAGACAGUCAGGGAUGGAAUCUUCUUUCUAAUGCUGCUGCUUUUUACCAAAAUUGGGCUUCUGGCAAGGACUUCAUGGCUGGUGAUAUCUUGGUUUUCAACUAUAACAAUGGAGCACAUGAUGUGGCUGAGGUGACAAAGGAAAAUUAUGAAUCAUGCAAUACUGCUAACCCAAUCUCUCGUAGUUUCACCCCACCAACAACCAUCACUCUCACCGCCGGUGAGCAUUUCUACGUUUGUACCAUCCCUGGCCACUGCAAUGCUGGACAAAAGCUAGCCGUCAAUGUCAGCAGCAGCGGCACCGGCACUCCACCAUCAUCCACCACUCCAACCAACCCAUCUUCCCCCUCUCCAACUACUGCUCCUCCUCCACCAGACAGCUCUGCUAGAUCUCUCAGCGUCGCGGGUCUCUCCGCCACUUUCCUAUCGAUUGUUGUAGCUUUCUUGUAUUAGAUUGUGAUGAGAGAAUUCAAUUAAUUAAAUUAACGUGAGAGUGUGAUUCAUUUUUAUGUAAUAUUGUCAUAGUCAUACAGAUUGAGUUCUUACAAUUUGAGCAUUCAAUAAAGCUGUUUUUCACUUUUCAGCUUAUAA
Molecule: messenger RNA, 1219 nt
Organism: Manihot esculenta (cassava)
Lineage: Eukaryota; Viridiplantae; Streptophyta; Magnoliopsida; Malpighiales; Euphorbiaceae
Product: blue copper protein
Exons: 3
Coding region: 113-1081 (322 amino acids)
Cellular component (GO): plasma membrane
Molecular function (GO): electron transfer activity
Source: RefSeq, a predicted model, not a curated record